Molecule: messenger RNA, 1005 nt
Organism: Fomitopsis serialis
Lineage: Eukaryota; Fungi; Basidiomycota; Agaricomycetes; Polyporales; Fomitopsidaceae
Exons: 6
Coding region: 1-1005 (334 amino acids)
Biological process (GO): 'de novo' NAD+ biosynthetic process from L-tryptophan
Cellular component (GO): cytoplasm
Molecular function (GO): indoleamine 2,3-dioxygenase activity; heme binding; metal ion binding
Source: RefSeq, a predicted model, not a curated record
AUGGACCACUUACAUCCACUACCCGGUAAUAUCCCCGUCAACCAUUUUCUUGCGCUACCCCGUCCAGACCAUGGCUUGGCCGAGGCCGGCACACCCGACACUUCUACCCUCGCUGCACACGAUUUCGAUGUCGAUACGCGUACCGGGUUUAUGCCCCCGCGCCCUCUCUUAAAGCGCUCCGAAGUACUUCUCCGGCGAGCGCACCAUGUCCUCGCAUGGGUUAUGCACUUUUAUAUACACUCGCUGCCCGUAUCCACGAGCGAGAUCCAUAUCCCCCCUCCCGUCACGCUCCCCCUCCUCCAGUUCCGGGGCGUCGAGGCGCUCACACUCAUGCGGGCCAUGAUGGACGAGGCCUUUCUCGGCGACGCGACCGCGAUCCGGCGCAUCACGACCUAUCUGCACACGCUCGCCGGCGUCGCUGCGACCCGACGUGUUCUACAACGAGAUCCGGCCCUGGUUCCGCGGCGCGGACUCGGACGGCAAGCGCAAGUGGGUCUUCGAGGGCAUCGAGCUCGACCCGCCCUCGGAGAGCCCACGGAGCUGUCGGGCCCGAGCGCGGGCCAGAGCUCGCUCGUCCACGCGCUCGACGUCUUCCUGGCGUCGACCAACUGCCCCACGGCGCCUGCCCGGGACGGGCGGUCCGGCCCGGCGACGGCGACGUUCAGCUCCGCGCCCGGCUCGUCGUCUGUCCCCUUCCUGACCCGCAUGCAGUCGUACAUGCCCCGGCACCACCGUGCGUUCCUCCGCCACCUCUCCUCGAACCCGCGCCCGCUCCGGACCUCGUGGAGACGCGGGCGACGAGAAGCUGCUGGAGGCGUCUUCCGCGACGAGCACGUGAAGAUCGUCGCGCUGUACAUACUGGUCCCGAGCAAGAAGGCACAGGCGGCUGCUGGGAAGACGAAGGAGGAAGGCGCGGCGAAGGGCACGGGCGGCACGGACGCGUUCCAGUUCGUGAAGGGCGUGCGCGACCAGACUGCAGGUGCUCUCCUGAAGCCUGGACAGUGA